Messenger RNA from Scylla paramamosain (green mud crab), 7333 nucleotides. It is a transcript of the gene dbo, whose product is annotated as kelch-like protein diablo. Gene Ontology annotation, molecular function: protein binding. Lineage: Eukaryota; Metazoa; Arthropoda; Malacostraca; Decapoda; Portunidae. The record is from RefSeq and is a predicted model, not a curated record. Bases 158 to 1993 code for a protein of 611 amino acids. The transcript is spliced from 12 exons.
AAUACCUUAAAAAGUGGGAUCAGCGAUGUUUUGUAGGCUUGGAUCCUCUGAACUGCUGGUGGUGUUUACCUUAUAGGGUUGUUUGUCUCAGUGUUUACUUUGGAGCGAUGGCGGCGACGGGGUGAAGCAAGCAAGUGCAGGAAACACGACGCAGAGUAUGGAAGCUACGUCAGAAAACAUGAUAAAUCUCCGAGUAGGACAGACCGGCGUUGGCCGAGUGACGGGUGGAGAUGAUGACACGCUGGGGGUGGGGGAGACCUCCAUUGGGUCUCCUCCCUCCCCCAUUGGCCUGCGCUACACCUCUGACAAGCACUCCAAGGUGGCACUGGCCAACAUCAACAUGCUGCAGAAACGGCGGGAGUUGUGUGAUGUGGUUCUCAUUGUGGGCAGCCGAAAAAUUUUUGCACACAGAGUGAUCCUCUCAGCAUGCAGCCCAUACUUCCAUGCCAUGUUUACUUCUGAGUUACUUGAGGCUCGGCUGACAGAGGUUCCAAUCCGUGACAUUGAUGAGGAUGCUGUUGAUCUACUUGUCAACUUCUGCUACACCUCAGAGAUCACCAUUGAGGAAUCCAAUGUACAGACGCUCCUUCCUGCUGCUUGCUUGCUUCAUUUGCAAGAGAUUCAGGAUGUCUGUUGUGAGUUCUUGAAGCAGCAGCUACAUCCAUCUAAUUGCCUUGGCAUUCGGGCCUUUGCUGACACCCACGCCUGCAGGGACCUCCUCCGCAUUGCUGACAAGUUUACCCAACAUAACUUUCAGGAGGUGAUGGAGGGUGAGGAGUUUAUGGAUCUACCAGUGCGUCAGUUGAUGGACAUCAUCUCCAGCGAUGAACUCAAUGUGAGGUCAGAGGAGCAGGUAUUCAGUGCAGUGAUGGCUUGGAUCAAGUACAAUGUUACUGAGCGACGCCCCUACCUGGCUCGGGUUCUAGAACACGUGAGGCUGCCACUUCUCAGCCCUAAGUUCCUUGUCGGCACUGUAGGGUCAGAUCUCCUCAUAAAGAGUGAUGAGGCAUGCCGAGAUCUUGUAGAUGAGGCCAAGAACUAUCUGCUGCUGCCCCAGGAGCGGCCUCUCAUGCAGGGGCCACGCACUCGACCCCGCAAACCCAUCAAGACUGGGGAAGUCCUCUUUGCAGUGGGUGGUUGGUGCAGUGGUGAUGCCAUUGCCUCAGUGGAGAGGUUUGACCCCACCACGUGUGAGUGGCGGAUGGUGGCACCAAUGAGCAAGCGGAGAUGUGGAGUUGGGGUAGCAGUGCUGUCAGACCUCUUGUAUGCAGUGGGUGGUCAUGAUGGACAGUCAUACCUUAACAGUGUGGAAAGGUAUGAUCCUCAAACAAACCAAUGGCUGUGUGAGGUGGCGCCAACCAGCACUUGCCGCACCAGUGUGGGUGUGGCUGUGCUGGAUGGUUACCUGUAUGCUGUGGGUGGCCAGGAUGGUGUCUCCUGCCUCAAUGUGGUGGAGAGGUAUGAUCCCCAGAGCAACAGAUGGACUAAGGUGGCUUCCAUGAACACGAGGCGGCUGGGUGUGGCAGUGGCUGUACUGGGUGGCUUCCUGUAUGCUGUGGGUGGUUCAGAUGGCCAGAGUCCCCUAAACACAGUGGAGCGCUAUGAUCCCAAGGUGAACAAGUGGGUCAUGAUGCCGGCCAUGAGCACUCGCCGCAAACACCUAGGCUGUGCUGUAUACAACAAUAUGAUCUAUGCAGUUGGUGGUCGUGACGACUGCACAGAGCUGUCCAGUGCUGAGCGUUAUAAUCCUCAUACUAAUCAGUGGAGUCCCAUUGUGGCCAUGACUUCCAGGAGAAGUGGGGUGGGUCUGGCUGUGGUAAAUGGCAUGCUGUAUGCAGUGGGAGGCUUUGAUGGUGCCACCUACCUCAAAACCAUUGAGGUGUAUGACCCUGACCAGAACCAUUGGCGGUUGUGUGGCUCCAUGAACUACAGAAGACUGGGUGGAGGUGUGGGCGUUGUCAAGCUUCCCCACAAUGAGGCACAUCUGUGGUGAUUAAACGAAGGGCUAGAAUUCUGGCUUGGGGUUACUGUCACUGGAAAACUAGGAGUCAGAAACAACGGACUUGUUUAAACUUUUAGAAUGAGGAAGAGGAAAAUGUAGGCCACAAUGCUUUAAGUAGUGUUUAUUGGUAUUGUGUGUGUGUGUAUAUGUGUGUGUAUAUGUGUGUGUGUGUGUGUGUGUGUGUGUGUUGUUACAGAAUAGGAUGUACUGAGCAACCAGGAAAUCACAAUGACAAUGUGUGCAUAUGUAUGUAUGUGUGUAUGACAGUUAUGUUUGUUUCCUUUUUGCAGUUACCUAAUUGAGUUGUCUUGCAGCAGCAUGCAUGCAAAAUAUUGUCUUGCUAAUGAACUUGUGUUGCUCAGAGGUUAUGUGAAGGUAAAGCUUUGAGUGGGUUGUGACAAGAACUGAUUUGCAAGCAUUCUAAGACUUGAAAAUUUGAAAGGAACUAUUAACUCCAAUUAUCAUGCUAGAAUUCUGCCUAUUAGGAUCACGUGAAAAUACAUCAUUGAACAUAUACAAUAUAAUUGAUCAUCUAGGCUUGUGAUAAACAGGCCAGACCAAAUGUGUAAUGGUGGUGGUAAUGGUGGAGGUGGUGAGGUUAUUCCCUUUAAGUAACAACAAAGAUUAUUUUAUAAGGAAUAGGUAUGUCUACUGGACUGUUUAUCAUUUGGUACACUUUGGUGGCAUACUGGUGUAUCUCAUUACAGUACUCUUUAUUUCUUGGCAGAUCUGUGUGGGUGUUGUGGAUGCCUUGUAUGGUCAGAAUUUGAAUUUUCUGUCAACUAUUAUGGGAAAAGGGAUGACAUAUUUUCAACACCUAUUUGCAAAGAGAGUUUCACAUUAAUUGUGCUAAAAAAUUCAUAAUAUUAAAGACAUAGCUACAUGAAUGUACUUGGCAAAUUAUGAUGGAUAACUUUAAUAAUAAUUAAAUGUAUCUACAAGUUAGUAUGAACCAUAUAUGAAGACUGAUUUUGACUUGAAUUGAGUGGACUUAAAAAUGAUAAUGUUUCAAGCCCUUUGUUUUACUUCAAAUAUUUGUGGAUACAUUUAAGUAUUGAGGGUUAUGCAUCAUAGAAAUAGGAAGAAAAUUCUAAUUUUGGCACUAAGAAGCAUCCACAAUCACCACAGUAGGAAGUCAACUGAUGCUUUAUUUGGAUACACUCCCUUAUUGUAUGCAUGGCAUAUCUCAAACCUAGGGUGCAGGAGGCAUCAGGGUAAUGUGUAAGAGCACAAUACUGUCACCAAAACAGGUAGAUGUAUUAUACUACUUGAAAAAAAAUGAAAUUCAUGCAGAAAGCAGUUCUGAGAGUACUAGUAAGUAUAGUGUACUAUUAUAUUGAUAUUUGAGUAUCUUUGGUAUUACAGAAGUUUUCAGGGUUUGAAAAUCAUAACUAGGAAGCCAACAAAAACUGGUCAGUUGAACCUGCAAAGUUUGUACCAUGGUGAGGUGCCUCAGGAUGCUGCUAAAUAGUGUGAGGUUCAGUAUACAUGCUUAUUGUAUUUUAAGUUGCCACACAUAUGUUAAUGUUUAGCAAGAUGUGUGCGAACAACUGUGAUUAUUUUCUUAGUUAAGUUAUGCUCUUGAGGGGGAUCUCUGUUGAUGCCAUAUGAUGCCACUUAUAGAUAAAAUUUCUAAUAGACUUCACUAGUAGAUAGCAAAAUAUUUCCAAAAACUUAGUUUUUUUUGUAUGUGUCUGAAAAUUGUGUAUUUUUGUAACAAUUUUUACUGUGCCUCAUCUUACCUUGAAGGCAUGUGUUCUAUAGAGCUCAUAGAAAAUAUUUAUAUGUAAUCCACUGAUGUCAUUACAGAUAAUCAGAAAUAGCAGAUGGCUGGUAAUUAGAUACAAGAAUUUGUUGUUAGUGGUAUGCAUCCAUUGUGUAGUGACAUGUGCAUUAAAUUCACUAUGUUUCAUGUUAUGAUUAGGUUUCUUCUUCAUGAAUGUAAUUGUCACGUCACAGAAGGACACUGCCGAGCUUUUCAAUCAUUGUGUUUAAUGUAAUCAGAUUUUAAUUCCCUAGAAUGUGAGUGACCAAACUCCAAGAAUUACAGAACUUUAUGUGAAAUUCUGAAUAGAUAUAACACUAAACACUGGAGGGGUGUAAGUACAAAGUUGCACAAAACACAGCUAGAGUAUUUGCAUUAGGUCUGUAAUUUGAUUUUUUCCCUUUAACAUGCAACAUUCCCCCUUUUUCCUUCAUCUUGGUAUUUGUUGAAGUAAGGUUUGUUUUCAUAAAGCCUGGUAUGAUGAAGUUUUCAUAUAUAUGGAGUUACUAUCUGUCCAUGUCUCAGAUGCUUUGCCCCCUCUAGGAGAAUCCCCCCAAGUGAGUGGCCAUGCAGCAGAGCCUCCACCUCUCCCUAUUCCUAUUUGCUGUUUAAAGCACAGUGUCUACUAGCAUCUACUCCCUUAUCUUAUCCUUACACAUUCCAAGUUGUCCCUCUCUUCUAUUAGGACCUUGAAUUUGACUCAGAUUUUCUUUACAAACUUUUCCCUCUUCAUUCUCUCAUUAUGGUCAUGUCAUCUACGUUUGUUGCAUUUUUUACUCUAUUUGUUAACUCCAUUUGUUCAGAUGCUCAUGCUGCAUCUUUCAUUCGCAUUUGCAUAGCUGUCACUUUCUCAUCUUGUCUCUCCACUUUCUACUCUCAGAGAACUCAUUUCCACAGCUUGUACUCUGCUGUGUUCUGUUCCACAUGCAAGUGUGAUCCAUUUGUCAGUGGUUACAGGUUGAUGCUAUUCUUUAAAUCUCUCUUCAUUCAUAGACAUAUUUUUCUCAUAACCUGUGCAAAUGACAUGCCUUCCUUUAGCCCUCUCUCUUAUGUCUUCCAUCUGUCUCACCUCUUAUCUCUUCAUUCUUUCUCAAUCCAUAACCACUUCAUCCUUCUUCAAUUCACUCAUCUUAUUUCUUCUCAAAAGCUAUCACUUUACUUCUAACAUUCACCUUCAGUUUCCAAUGUAUACAUUUACUAUAUACAUUUACUAUAGAACUGAUUCAACACUGAAGUUGCACUUGACUCUGCCAGUAUGAGUGUCAUCAACAUCUACUGUAAUGCAUAGAGUUACUGUGCAAGUUAUUCUUGAAAUUGGUUUGAUGUUGAAGCUUCGUAUUGAAGGUCAGUAUUUUGGAGUGCAUUAGAAUGCCUGUGAUAUAUGUAUAAAUGUUAGGUGGUAGCCCUGGAUAAAUGAAGGAUUUUCACUGAAUUUUAUACCUUCAUAAGGAAGAGAAAGCUCUUCAUUGUUUCAGUUGAACUUCACAAUGAGAUUUAAAUUGCCUGGGGAAGGAGCACCUGUGUGAGGUUCAGACAACAGUGCACUCAUGUGGUGCACUUGAUGUCCCUUAUGCAUGAGACCCCUUGUCAGCUUAACAUCACAGUGAGGUGACAGGGGAAAAAGAAAAAGAAAAAAGCUGUGGGGCAUCUUUUAUAAGUAAGUGGGUUUCCUUCAGAAUUGGAAGGGGGUGUUGCCUAGGUCGCUCACAUCCAAGGGAAAAUUUUUAUUAAGCCUCUGCUCAUUAUCUUUGCAUUAUCUUGGCACUGUAUGGUCCCAGACUUUAGGUGUGACGGGUGUGGAGGCUUUUCAUGCACUGUAAGAGAGGUGUUCUCACCCUUUGGGAUUUAGACAAAACACUGGAGUCAGUAUUGAUGGUGUCACUGUGUAAUGCAGGGAUGAUUGUUAUCUCUAAGAUUAAUUUUAUUGUAUCUCUUAGGUAUGCAGCUUAGCAUUUUUGCAGUGUUACAUUUCCAUUAAUUGACAGCGUUGCAUGAUGUGAGGACUUUCAUCUAUUGUAAGGAUUUGUAUAUUUUGUGUUUAUAAAAUGAUGCAAGUAGAGAUGUUUGUACUGUGUGAGUUUCAGAGCAGAAACAUGACUUCAGAUUACUCAAGGCUAAGGAAUGUUCCUGUUAUUCACUAUUUAUGUGUGUGAGUUUUGGGAGUUAUGCAGGUCACACCAACACAUUUCACUUGGAUGAGAGGUGUUGGAGAAUCUAUGAUAUGGUGCCACACCUUAUAUACCUGUCUCAUGUCACUUGAAAUUAUGUAGUAGUAGUGUGAUUAUUUAAUCACCACUUGAUGUAACAUAAUUCAUUAGUUCAUUAGCUUCAUCACUCAUCAUCAUCUGACACUUCAUAUCUCUUUUCCUGAUAAAAAAUCAAACUUAUGGAGAGUAAUUUGUGCAUCACAAGCUCCUUCCUGUUUUAUUGAGGAAUUCCAAGAAACUUGCCAGAUAUACAUACAGACAUUAGAGAACAAUUCACAAAAUUCCACUGUGAAAGUAGGUAACUUGCUGUCAUGCUCAAUUUCAAGGUUUAAGUGUGUAAACUUAAAUCUUUGUGUUUAUCUUUGAAGUCUGUGUAAAGAAAAGAUGAGAACUUCAAGAUAAAAAUAACUACACUAAUGAAAAAUCCUUUUUUUCCCAAAAUCAUAUAUCUAGUAGCAUUUCUAUAUUCACGUUUUCAUCAGUAAGAGUUAGACAAAAUACUGUUGUACAUGAAUGACAUUUGUUAAUUAAUAGCAUGGCAUCUGCUUGUGCUCUCUGUCUGGCCAGUGCAGGAAGGAGGCUCAUGUGUUUUAGCAAUGAGCCUUGUGCUGUGUAUUCUUGCCAGGCAUCAGUUUCACCUCCACACUGCAUAGUUCACUGGUUUGCACAAGUCUCAACCCCUAUAUCUUGUAAGAAUCUCAUCAGAUAAUAUAUGGACUGUACAUAAUACAUCUGUUUACCUCUGUUGUGAAUAUUUUCACGUUUAUGUGUUAGAUGCUCAGUAUGAGCUGUUAGAUCAGUGCUUCAUUUGGCUGCCAGACACAUUGUGUUUAUAUUUAUGUGAUUGACAUGCCAUAUUAAUGUGUAUGAAUGUUUAGUAUUUCAGAUUACUACAUAUUUGAAUUUGGGGAUGCCCAUGAUGUGUAGCUGUGUUUGACAGUAGUAUGAAGUUGCACAAACUCGAGAAAACAUGAACUUUGAUGUGAAAAACUCAUCAUGCAACACUAAAUAAGACAAAGGGUUCUAAAAGAGUGCAGAACCCACACACAAUGUGAUAAACUGUACAUGAUGGCUCUUUAGAGAAACUAGAAAUGUUCUCUUCUAAAUUAAAAGAAUUUUCCAUCAACAUCCUUUUCUUGUUCUUGCUUUAUUUUCAGUCAUUACUUUAAUUUAAUUGUUUGAUUAUAGCUAUGUAUUCCUAGCCAGUUCGUUGAAUUGGAUGCAGAGAAGGUGAUUUUGUUUUAAUUCAAUUUUACAGUCAUGAGCACAACAUUAAAUUGAAAAUUAUACGUGUUCAUUUUUUUUGUGUGAGUUUUCUUGGACCAGGACAGGGAGAAAUAAAUCACUCAUAUAACUGUG